Messenger RNA from Fusarium odoratissimum NRRL 54006, 486 nucleotides. RefSeq lists its product as uncharacterized. Bases 1 to 486 code for a protein of 161 amino acids. The transcript has 3 exons. Gene Ontology annotation, molecular function: protein binding. Lineage: Eukaryota; Fungi; Ascomycota; Sordariomycetes; Hypocreales; Nectriaceae. The record is from RefSeq and is a predicted model, not a curated record.
AUGGAUCCCAAGCCAAUCGAAGCGUUCGGCGCCUCCCUUCAGGGAUACUAUAACAACAAAUGUCUUUCAGAUGUCGUGAUUCGAUGUAAUGGCCAGGAAUUUGCAGUCCACAGCCUUGUCCUUUUCUGUCAUUCUGACUACUUUAAAAAGCAAUUAACCGAAACGUGGAAGGAGAGCGCAGACAAAAUCAUCGAGAUCACAGACUUUGAUACAAAUAUUGUCGAGGCUAUGCUUCGUUUUAUUUAUUCUUUCGAUUGCGACGUCCGUCCUAAUACGCCCCCUCUGAUCUUCCACGCCAAGGUCUACCAGAUCGGCGAUAAAUACGGCAUCGAAACACUCAAAAAGCAGGCCUCGAAUAAAGUCGAACGCAUCGUUAAUGAAGCUGAAGUAGCCACUAAAUAUGUGAGUGAUUUGGUCGAUGCAAUCACAGUGAUGUAUACCACCACGCCACCAGGAGACCGAGGCCUACGAGAUAUCGUCGUGUAA